UGGGGGGGAAUGGCCCUUAAUAAUUAACUUGUUUGGAUUUAAGCUGUGGAUCCUCACUCUGUUUCAUCCUGCAAUAAUUUCAUUCCUGGCAUAAUGAGGAUGAAAUAUUUUGGAUUUAUCCUUCUGAUCUGGGUUCCAGGAGGGCUGCACGCACAAAGCGACGCUGAGCCUUGUUCUGCUCCCAAACUGAAUGGUGGUUAUUUUGUCCCUGAACAUGAGACAUAUUCUCAUGGGACCAAACUCCAGUACGCCUGUAAUACUGGACAUAAACCUGCUGUGGAGGGUUGGUGGGCAACAAGCACAUGUCACAGAGGUGAAUGGUUUCAUAAACCGCAAUGUAUAGAUGAGAAUGCCUGCAUCCUACCAACUAUUGUCAAUGGAAAAUACGAAGUCCCUCAGGAAGGUUGGUUUAAGAACGGACGCAGGAUAUUUGUAACAUGUGACAAACGAUAUGAACUAAAAGACAAAGCUGCAACUGCCCAAUGCAAAAAUGGGACAUGGUCCUCUUUGCCCAUCUGCCAGAAAACAAGAGACACAUGCAGUGAGCCCCCUAAAAUCCCACAUGCAGUUGUCAUUCGCCAGCAAUACCAGGAGCUCUUUGCUGCUGAUUCACAAGUUGAAUAUCGAUGCGAGAAGGGAUACACUAUGGAGGAAGCACAAAGAAAUCCAAUCAUUUGCAUGGGCGGAAACUGGACCAACGGCCCAAACUGCACAAGCAGACCAGUUACUGGACAAGGUGGUUCUGCUGAGGUGGGAACACCAGGGAGCGACACCACAUCUGCUGGUGGUGGGACACAAUCUGGGGGCAGCAGACCAGGUACUGGACAAGGUGGUUCUGCUGAUGUGGGAACACGUGGAAGGGACACCACAUCUGCUGGUGGUGGAGUAGGUAGAGGAUCAUCCACCACCUCUGACGUGAGACUUACAACAACAACAAUCGACAACUGUGUGUCAGAGCCAGUCAUCCUACAUGGUGAAGUGGUGUAUAGGGAUGAAAUGCAGUUGAAAUACGCGUGUGUUUCUUUUUACACACUUGUCGGUGAAGCCACUGUGGUGUGUUACAACGAUGGCAAUUGGUCACAAUUCCCCACCUGCAAAGAAGCUUUUUGUGUCAUGAAACCUCGUGCUUACACACAUGGUUUAACGACACAUGGACCUGAGUAUAUAAAUGAAGGCCAUGGGAAACAUAUUCCAUGUAUUUGGGCAUAUUAUUCAGUCGUUGUUCACUGUGCUAAUGGAGUGCUCUCCUACACCAAUUGUUGUUCCAGUUAUGACCAUAACAGGGGACUUUGCCCCAUAAUCGGUACAACUAGUUAGAAACUACUCCUGCCUGUUGGACCACUCACCAGUGACAGAGGCAACGUUUGCAAACUGUUGUCAAACGCCAAAGAAGAACUCAUCACUGACUGAUGUUUAACUGGAAGUGCGCUAUUGCCAUCAAUACAAAACUAAAGCUUGCAGGACUAAAAUUGUCUGAAUAAAUGUUUGCUAUAAAUUCCAACAGAA
This is a messenger RNA of Solea solea (common sole), 1506 nucleotides long. Its product is annotated as complement factor H-like. The record is from RefSeq and is a predicted model, not a curated record. The transcript has 11 exons. NCBI's taxonomy places the organism in Eukaryota, Metazoa, Chordata, Actinopteri, Pleuronectiformes, Soleidae. The coding region runs from base 94 to 1317 and encodes 407 amino acids.